Morus notabilis is the source of this 1490-nucleotide messenger RNA. Its product is annotated as methionine aminopeptidase 1D, chloroplastic/mitochondrial. Lineage: Eukaryota; Viridiplantae; Streptophyta; Magnoliopsida; Rosales; Moraceae. The record is from RefSeq and is a predicted model, not a curated record. The transcript is spliced from 10 exons. Bases 90 to 1148 code for a protein of 352 amino acids. Gene Ontology annotation, biological process: proteolysis. Gene Ontology annotation, molecular function: metalloaminopeptidase activity.
ACCACCAAAUGAAAAAAAAAAAAAAAAAAAAAAGAGAGAAAAAAGGAUAAACAAAAAAAAAAAGCGAGAACGAGAGACACGAGAGACAGAUGGUAAGCACAACAAUGUCUGCGCAACCAAGGAUCUUCUCGUCCCUCGUGGCCAACCGCUUCCUUCAUUCGUCGCCGUCUCAGCCUCUGCGCCAACUCUUCCGCUACAACGGAGAAAAGCAUGUGUACAUGCGGUUUUCGAGAACAUCCUCUGGCUUGACGAAUCUCUUAUUUAAUAGAAGAAAUGUAGAUGAAUUGUCGAACACCAAGCGUAAGCAUCUGAGGCCUGGAAAAUUGUCACCUCGUCGACCUGUUCCGAGUAAUAUACCAAAGCCUCCUUAUGUCGGAUCCAGUAAACCUCCAGGCAUUGCCAGUGGAUCUGAAGUGCACGACGAGAAGGGGAUUGAGUGCAUGAGAGCUUCCGGAAGGCUUGCAGCACAGGUUCUAGAAUAUGCCGGGACUUUAGUCAAGCCAGGCAUAAAGACGGAUGAAAUUGAUGAAGCUGUUCAUCAGAUGAUUAUUGAUAGCAGGGCUUACCCUUCACCUCUGGGGUAUGGUGGAUUUCCAAAGAGUGUCUGCACAUCAGUUAAUGAAUGCAUAUGCCAUGGAAUACCAGAUUCUCGUGCUCUUGAGGAUGGUGACAUAAUCAAUAUUGACGUUACUGUCUACUUAAAUGGGUAUCAUGGGGAUACAUCAGCUACUUUUUUUUGCGGUGAUGUUGAUGAUGAGGCGAGAAAACUAGUUCAGGUAACUAAAGAGUGUCUGGAUAAAGCAAUAUCAAUUUGUGCGCCAGGAGUAGAAUUCAAGAAAAUUGGCAGAACAAUUCAUGACCAUGCAGAUAAAUAUGGUUAUGGUGUCGUUCGACAGUUUGUUGGCCAUGGGGUCGGACGUGUUUUUCAUGCUGAUCCAGUUGUUCUCCAUUACAGGAACAAUGAUAGAGGACGCAUGGUGUUGAAUCAAACUUUCACAAUUGAGCCAAUGCUAACAAUAGGUAGCAUAAAUCCUGUAAUAUGGGACGACGAUUGGACUGUUGUAACAGAAGAUGGAAGCCUGUCGGCUCAGUUUGAGCACACUAUAUUGAUAACUGAGACCGGAGCGGAGAUAAUGACCCAGUGUUGAUAGUUGUGGUAGACUAUUUCCAUCGAACACCCAAAUCUCCAAUUCCUGGUAAUUCGUCCUCCAAAUUACGAUUUGGAUUUGCCUCUUGCAAAUAUUUAUAUAUGCAAAUUGGUUGAGGCGCUGUAAAAUUUUGUUUCAUUAUUGCCAUUGUUUCUGGUGAUCUUGCCCAGGCCAUGAAUUGUGUAUAUCAAACUAUGGUGUUCUAAUUGGUUAGAAUACACUUUGACUAGAUAAGGCUUUUUCAUAUGAUUGGUUUACACCAGAUUGAUUUUGUGUUCGGGUUUUUUCUCUUCGGUCGCUUUAAUUCACAGCCACCUAGGAAUGAAUAAAUUUCGAGGUUCA